UCGUCCUCUCUUGUCUCUUUCUCUCUGUCUCUCUGUCUCUCUCUCUCUCUUCCCGUCUGUCUCCCAGCUUGGAUGUGCAUGGAGUCUUUCUCCCUCCUGGUUCUCUAGGGUUUUCCCAUGUUCCAGUGCUGUGUGACAGCUGAUUUCCCGAUAAAUUUCUCCAAAAUGAGGGAAAAUUCCACUUCAGAAUCGUGAAUUUCGGUUUUUCAGAGGUAUCUGUAGGCAUUUCUAGGGUUUUGUGAACAAAUCGGCCGUUAAUUCGAAAAUGCCGACUAACCGAUCGAAAUCGGAGAAGCAUGAAGCUACGAAGCAGCUCCGGCGAGACCCUUACGAGGUCCUUGGUGUCACUAGGAAUUCCACCGACCAGGAAAUCAAAAGCGCUUACCGAAAAAUGGCUCUCAAGUACCAUCCCGAUAAAAAUGCAAAUGACCCUAAAGCAGCUGAUAUGUUUAAGGAGGUCACCUUUUCUUAUAAUAUCUUGUCUGAUCCAGACAAACGGCGCCAGUAUGACACAGCUGGCUUUCAGGCUGUUGAAUCUGAAAGUCAAGACUUGGAGCUAGAUCUUUCAAGUUUGGGUGCUGUAAAUACCAUGUUUGCUGCCCUUUUUAGUAAACUUGGGGUGCCAAUAAAGACCACCGUAUCAGCUACUGUCUUGGAGGAGGCACUAAAUGGCGUAGUCACAAUCCGUCCACUUCCAUUGGGGCAGGCUAUAACAAAAAAGGUUGAAAAGCAAUGUGCUCACUUCUAUGCUGUUACAAUAACGGAAGCGGACGCUAGGGCUGGAUUUGUGUGCCAAGUGCAGUCGUCUGACAAAAGCAAGUUCAAGUUAUUGUAUUUUGAUCAGGAAGAGACUGGUGGAUUGAGCCUUUGCCUACAGGAGGACAGUGCAAAAACAGGGAAGGUUACAUCUGCUGGGAUGUAUUUUCUCGGUUUCCCUGUAUAUCGGUUGGAUCAAACAUUGAACUCGAUGGCUGCUGCAAAGGAUCCUGAUGCUGCAUUUUUCAAAAAGCUGGAUGGGUUUCAGCCAUGUGAAUUGACUGAACUGAAAGCAGGCACUCAUGUGUUUGCUGUUUAUGGUGACAAUUUUUUCAAAAGUGCAAGCUACACAAUAGAAGCUCUUUCCUGUGGACCUUUUACAGAAGAGAAGGAAAAUUUGAGAGCCGUGGAAGCUCAAAUACUAACAAAAAGAGUGGAGUUGUCGAAAUUUGAAACCGAGUACAGAGAGGUUCUGGCACAAUUUACAGAGAUGACCUCUAGAUACACACAAGAAAUGCAAGAGAUUGAUGAGCUUCUCAGGCAGAGGAAUGAAAUUUAUGCCUCAUAUACAAUUGCUCCACCAAUGAAGCGGAGUUCAAGUAGGAGUAGGAAUAAGGGUCAGUCUAAGGAGGUCAACGAAGAAGGUCAAGUGAGAGAUAAGAAAUCUACAUUUAGAGAUCGUUCUAAGAGGAAAAAAUGGUUCAACAUUCACUUAAAGGUCGACAAAAGAAAACCUUGCUGACCAGGGGAACCAGACAGUCUCUUUCCAGUUUUUGGUUGUGGUUGUUUAGCAUCCAUCGAAGCGAAGUACAAGGCUAAGCUUUUGGUAGACCAGAGUGUGUUAAAUAAUAAUGCAAGUGGAAAUGUUUGGCUCCAUUACUCUGGCAUGGCAAGACGACAGCAACUCAUCGUCAUUGUAAAAUUCUUUAAUUUUUCUUGAUUCCCUUGUUAUUCUUUUACGCCGGCAUUGUUAUCAAUCACACAUGUAAAUUGGCAUAGUUUAUUCGUCAACUCAUUGCAGGGGUGGUUAUUUUGGAUUAUGGAAUUAAAAGCAUGGCAGAGGAUGUAUUUGCUCCUGCACAAGUACCCAAUUGUUUGGCUGGUUUCUUUUGUUCCAUGAAUGUAAGGGCCUAAUUCGCCGUACUAAACAGGCAUCAUACUAGAAGCAGUUUCCUUUUUAUAAAUUCUCAAGGAUCCAUGUUUGUGAUU
Molecule: messenger RNA, 1965 nt
Organism: Prunus dulcis (almond)
Lineage: Eukaryota; Viridiplantae; Streptophyta; Magnoliopsida; Rosales; Rosaceae
Product: chaperone protein dnaJ 16
Exons: 12
Coding region: 266-1498 (410 amino acids)
Source: RefSeq, a predicted model, not a curated record